Messenger RNA from Cyprinus carpio (common carp), 1746 nucleotides. RefSeq names its product serine protease 59, putative (gene prss59). Gene Ontology annotation, molecular function: dipeptidyl-peptidase activity; serine-type exopeptidase activity. Gene Ontology annotation, biological process: proteolysis. The record is from RefSeq and is a predicted model, not a curated record. NCBI's taxonomy places the organism in Eukaryota, Metazoa, Chordata, Actinopteri, Cypriniformes, Cyprinidae.
AAACACAUGAUCACAUGACAGAGAAUCAGUUCCACUUCAAAAUGGCUUUAGGGUGUACUAGGCUUCAGCAAGACUCUGCAGCACUAGUAAUAGUUUUGGCGUGUGUUCUCUGCGCGCCGUGUGCUGCUCUCUACAGGAGGUCGCACAGAGAUGGAGCUCCGCUGGAGUCUGCAGCUGAGGAGCAGUGGUUCAUCCAGAGACUCGAUCACUUCAGCGGGGCCGACACUCGAGUCUGGAAACAGAGAUAUUUCGUGAAUGACACCUUCUACAGACCCGGUGGUCCGGUCUUCCUGAUGAUCGGAGGAGAAGGUCCGGCAAACCCCGCCUGGAUGCAGUACGGAACCUGGCUGCUUUACGCACAGAAACUGGGCGCCUUGUGCUUGUUACUGGAGCACCGAUUCUACGGGAAGAGUCACCCGACAGAGGACCUGAGCACUGAGAAUCUGCGUUUCCUCAGCAGUCGUCAGGCAUUGGCUGAUCUCGCUCACUUCCGCACGGUUACCGCAGUGACGCGAGGCCUGACCAAUAACAAGUGGGUUGCGUUUGGGGGCUCCUACCCAGGAUCCCUUGCUGCCUGGUUCCGUCUGAAGUACCCACACCUGGUGCACGCCUCCGUAGCGACCAGCGCACCUGUUCACGCCACUGUCAACUUCCCAGAAUAUUUAGAGGUUGUGUGGCGAUCGCUGGCGGCGGAAAACCCAGAGUGCCCUCUAGUGGUGAAGAAAGCAUCGGACACAUUGGUAGAACGACUCCAUGAUCCGAAAACCUACGACAACAUCACAAAAGACUUCAGGUUGUGCUCUAAGCUCCAGAUCCAGACCAAGAUGGAUUCUGCGUAUCUUUUGGAGUCCUUGGCUGGGAAUUUCAUGGAUGUAGUGCAAUACAAUGAGGACAACCGGGGGUUUGAGGGCGUUGUGGGCACUAACAUCACCAUAAAGGUGUUGUGCAGUGUGAUGCUGGACUCUUCGUUAGGUGAGCCGUACGAUCGAUACGCUGCUGUGGCUCGACUGAUGCAGAACACAUUCUCUCAGGCCUGCAUAAACACCCAGUACAAGAGCUACAUCCAGGACAUGAGCAACACAAGCUGGAGCGGCCCUGAGGCCGGAGGAGGGCGGCAGUGGGUGUAUCAGACCUGCACCGAAUUUGGUUUUUAUCAGAGCACCGAUUCACCGAACCAGCCCUUCAGUGGAUUUCCCUUACCCUAUCACUUGCAGCAGUGCGCUGACAUAUAUAACCUCAGCACCUCGUUGGACGAUGCUAUUCAGCAGACCAAUGAGGAAUACGGAGGAUAUGACAUCAGAACCACUCGCAUCGUCUUCCCCAAUGGUUCCAUUGACCCUUGGCACGCCCUUGGAGUGACCCAGGACAUCACAAGCGACCUUCCGGCUGUCUUCAUCAAAGGUACGGCUCACUGCGCUAACAUGUACCCGGCCCGAGCGGAAGACCUUCCUCAGCUGAGUUUAGCGCGGGACCACAUCUUCAUCCUGCUCCAGAAGUGGCUGGCCGAGUGAUCGACAGCAGCAGCAGCAUCAGGUGCACAGACGUGUGUAACGAUGUUUAAUGGUACUACGGCAAUGCAAAGAAGGAAUUUUCUUGCUUUAGAAAUCCAUUUUUGUUGGUUUUUAUAACAAUCUUGAAUUCAAAAUCAGUUUUGAAUGUAAUAUGUUCAUGAAUAAAUGUCUUUUUUUCUUGAUGUAAAUCAUUUUUUUGCAGCAAUAAAAUAAAUUUUAUAAUGUUGAAAACCUU